Molecule: messenger RNA, 612 nt
Organism: Fraxinus pennsylvanica
Lineage: Eukaryota; Viridiplantae; Streptophyta; Magnoliopsida; Lamiales; Oleaceae
Source: the annotation of a GenBank genome assembly
AUGGGAACGAAGAUGAAGGGUCUUUUGAAAGGUCUUCGAUACAUUUCUCAGAUAUUCGAGGAAGAGAAAGAAGCAGAAAUGCAAAUUGGGAAUCCCACAGAUGUAAAACAUGUGGCUCAUAUAGGAUGGGAUGGCCCUUCUGCUUCAAUUGAUAAUUCACCAAGCUGGAUGAAAGAAUUCAAAGAAUCAACAGGAGGAUUCCAAUCAGCACCUUUAGGGAAACCUGGAGGCUCUAAAGAGAACCCUGAAGUUAAAUGGGUUUCUGAAGAUUCGAAAAAAGGAAGCAGAGACCUACCCGAAUUGCCAAAAUCUUCGAGGCGCCAUGCUUCAAUAGACGGUCCAAAUGAUUCGCCAAUGAAAAAAGAUGGAUCAAACAGAUCAAGACACUCGAGACGACACAAUUCGAAGGACUCGUCUGAUAGCAUUAAAUCAAAUCGGCAACGCCAAGAAGGCGAGUCAACAUCAGGAAACCUUCCAGACAUUCCUAAAAAAUCAAGGAGAAAGAAGUCGAAAGAGUCAAAUAGUGUUGGAUCAUCUCGAUUAGGGUCACGAUCCAAAGGUUCUUAUCCUGGACCUGAUGCUGAAUCAAUAGUACCAAGAAUAGAACAAUGA